CAAAGAAUGGUAAAACUUGCUUUGUUAAAGUCCAUGCACCCUGGGACACACUGGCUAGAUAUGCUGAACUCCUCAACAUCAAGAUGCCUCUGGCGGAGAAUGACAUGGAGACACAGCUAGAGAGCUGCUUUGAGGUCUGCUGGAGUAAGUUUCCGUCGCCCUUUGACCUCGAUCCCGAUCUCCUACCGGACGAUCCUGACUACUUCACCGCACCCUUCAACAGGGCCCGUAUGGACACAUAUAUUGGUGUGGAGUGGAAUGGUGAAGAGUUUGUCAUAAAAGACAAGGAUACCUUCUUCACAAACGCUCAGAGGAGCAAGAUCUGUCACGAAAUUCUCUCCCGAACACAUUUCACUGACCUUGAUGAUGAAGAGGACAGGAUGAGGAAGAAAUUUGGAAUCAGGAAACUGACAGACAACCAGACAUACACAGCGGCCUACCCACUACAUGAUGGACGGUACCACAGUGAACACUCACUGCUAACUGUUGGCAAAGACAAUGAUCGACAUCUACUGUAUGAGCUAUGGGCUAGACCAGGGCGUUGGUACAAGUAUCAGCCACUAGACCUAGUCAGAAACUACUUUGGAGAGAAGAUAGGGAUUUACUUUACCUGGCUGGGAUUUUAUACCACCAUGUUGAUCCCGGCCGCCAUUGUGGGAUUCAUUGUCUUCAUCUAUGGACUGGGUACAUUAAUGAGGGAUGUGCCAAGUUCUGAGAUCUGUGACGACCCGACCAUUGGUAACUACACGAUGUGUCCGAUGUGUGACAGGCGCUGUUCAUACUGGCGUCUGUCUGAGAGCUGUAACUACUCCAAGGCCACGUAUCUGUUUGACAACUCUGCUACCGUGGCCUUUGCUAUUUUUAUGGCUCUGUGGGCCUCAUUUUUCCACGAGUUCUGGAAGAGGAAACAAGCCGAGAUUGAAUACGAGUGGGAUGUGGCAGACUUUGAAGAAGGGGAGGAGACAGUUCGACCAGAGUAUGAGGCCAGCGUGACUCGGAGAAGGACAAACCCUGUCACCAAUAGAGAAGAACCUUUUGUUCCGUCCUGGAGCAAGUGUUUCCGAUAUUUCACCAGCUUUAGUGUUCUGUUGUUCUUUUUGGCAUUGGUCUUGGCCGCAGUGUUUUCCGUCAUUCUUUACCGUAUUGUGAUGUCAGCCAUUUUGUACGGUAACAAGGAGGACAUCAUCAAAACUCGGGCCAGCUUCAUCUCCUCCAUCACCGCGGCCUGUAUUAACUUAGUCAUCAUCAUCAUCCUCAACUUUUUCUAUCAAAAAGUGGCGUAUUUCCUCACAGAAUUAGAGCAACACAGGACCCUGACAGAGUGGGAGGAUGCCUUCACCUUCAAAAUGUUCCUCUUCCAAUUUGUCAACUUCUACUCUUCCAUAUUUUACAUUGCCUUCUUCAAAGGAAAAUUUGUGGGAAGGCCUGGAGAUUAUAAUCGCAGUUUGAUAAACAGUAGACAAGAGGAGUGUGACCCCUCAGGUUGCCUGAUUGAGCUCUGUAUACAGCUGGGCAUCGUCAUGGUGGGAAAACAAAUCAUUAACAAUCUUAAGGAGAUUGUCAUACCUAAGGUGAUGGUAUGGUUCCGAUCACGUCAGUCCUUGAAGGAGAAGUCAGAAGAGAAGGUGUACUCCCGCUGGGAACAGGAUUAUAACCUGGCCAACAUGCCAGCUCUGGGACUGUUUGAUGAAUACUUAGAAAUGGUGAUUCAGUAUGGCUUUGUGACAAUUUUUGUGGCUGCUUUUCCUCUAGCACCUCUGUUUGCACUCAUUAACAACAUUAUAGAGAUCCGAGUGGAUGCUUACAAGUUCACCACACAGUGGAAGAGACCCUUAGCUGAACGAGCUCAAGAUAUAGGUAUUUGGUUUGGAAUCUUACGAGGAAUCUCAGCUAUAGCAGUGGUUUCUAAUGCUGCGAUCAUUGCGUUUACAUCGGAGUUUAUCCCUAAGUUGGUCUAUUAUUAUGGCUACAGUAAUCAAACACUGUCAGGGUACACCAACUUCAGUCUGUCCGUGUUUAAGGUGCAGUACUUCCAGGACCAAAGUAUCCCCGAUGACAAGAAAAUGGAUGUGUUUGGCAACGUUACUGAAUGCAGGUACCGAGGAUUUUUUGCUGAAGACCCCGGCAUGCCUGGAGACUAUGACUUCACUAUGGCGUAUUGGCACAUCAUUGCAGCUAAACUGGCUUUUGUUGUUGUUUUUGAGAAUUUAGUGGUGUUUUGUACGUGGCUUGUGAUGUACCUAAUUCCCGACAUGCCUUUCAAAGUUAAGUUACAGAUGCUCAGAGAAAACUUUUUGGCCAAGGAGGCUUUGUAUAAUGCUGACACAAUCCAGAAACAGAGAGAAGAUCGUGCAAAGCAGGAGCAUUGAAGUGGUGCAAUUAUACAUUGAAUAUUUAUAUUUAUGUUCUACUUAAAAUCAUAUACAUGUAGUUUAUAUUUAAGUCUAUAUUAUAUACCAUGACCAAAUUGUUCGAAAAAAAGCUGUAUUCUCUGUGUAGGCAUUUAUAAUGUAGCAUUCUCAUUGGGUUUUGAUUUUUUUUAACAGUUUUUUUUUGUUUAAUUUUUUUUUGCCUGAGACAAAUUAUUUUUGUCUAUAUUGAACAAUUUCAUGUUUUGAAAGAAACUUUAUAACUACUGCUGGUCAAUAUUUUUGAAGUUGCUGAGCAAAUG
Saccostrea cuccullata (small rock oyster) is the source of this 2671-nucleotide messenger RNA. Its product is annotated as anoctamin-4-like. Gene Ontology annotation, biological process: chloride transmembrane transport. Lineage: Eukaryota; Metazoa; Mollusca; Bivalvia; Ostreida; Ostreidae. The transcript is spliced from 23 exons. The record is from RefSeq and is a predicted model, not a curated record. Gene Ontology annotation, molecular function: chloride channel activity; protein dimerization activity. Gene Ontology annotation, cellular component: plasma membrane. Bases 84 to 2369 code for a protein of 761 amino acids.